ACUGUCUCUUGCACUUCAUUAUAGACAAAGGAAGCUCUCCAUAGGCAUUCAGUAGCUUGCUGAGCCCGAAGAGAGAAGAUCCAAGAUGCCACGCUCAAAGAGUGAUAUCAUGUCCAAAGAACCAAGCUCCAACUUGGAAAGCGCAAUGCAGAUGCUCAUCAAAACCUUCCACAAGUAUUCUGGGAAGGAAGGAGACAAGUACACACUCAGCCGAGGAGAACUGAGGGAACUGCUGACGGAGGAGCUGGGAAAUUAUCUAGGGAGUGCUCAAGAUAAAGACGCUGUGGAACGAGUGAUGAACGAUCUGGAUUCCAAUAAUGAUGGCGAGGUGGACUUCACCGAGUUCAUCAUCCUCAUGGGCGCGCUGACCGUAGCCUGUAAUGACUUCUUCCUUGACAGCCCACCGCCCAAAAACAAGGGCGAUAGCAAGAGUGACGGAGCCACAGAGGAAAAGAAAGAGUAAUGAGAGAAUACUAUAACAGAAAAAUUAGGCUAAUGGAAGAAUAGUAUUAGUGGGUUGAGAAUAAGGGAGUGAGAUCAUAGUUUCAUCCGUUUCUUUUAACAGGACAGACAAACCUAGUUCCUGGAGAUUUCUCUGCUUUUAUAAUCCAACCCAAGCUGUUUGCUAGUUUCAAUGUAAAACUGUCAAACCCUUAAGGCAAAAACUUGGGGGUUUGACAGAAAAACAUACCAGUGUAGUGCCAGGAGCUGUCUUGUCUAAUGCUGAACUAUUUUUAUUUCCAAGUUAAUGAGAAGUUCUUCAGUGUAAGGUGUUUAAAAAUCUUUCAGUUACUUGGACGGCUGCCUUCUAUUUCAAUUAAGGGUACUUGACUGAUGAUAUUUUACACAGCUACACAAGAGAGCUAUUUUUUUGGAUGAAGAUAUGGCAUCAUUCUUUGUUAUAAGCAAUGGCUAUUUAUUUGUAGGCAGAUGUCUGCAUAGAGAAGAAAAAGAACAAUAAAUGUGUGUUAAGUAAUGGGUUAAUGUACAGUUGGUCAGUCAUUUUCACAAAAUAAACCCCCACAGGGUGAUCAGAUCUUCACUCUUCAGGGUAUCAUCACCCUGAAGGGCUUUAUUUUGCAAUAAUGACCGGUUGACUGUAAAUUAUCCUAUUAUUACAUGGCUUGAACAAAUUAAUAUCAAAAUAUUGCCUGGGACUUUGGUCAAUUAUACAGUUUAGCGGUCAUUAUACUAAAACAUUUGACCGCAGAAUGCAGCGAUUGACCAAAAAGAAACAAGUUUUCCAGAAAGCCGUGUAAUAAAGACAGUUAUAAAUCCUCAUUUUGAACAAUUCUGAACAAAGACAUGAUACAAAUAUGUUGAGGUAUUUAUACUUGCAUAAUGCAUUCAUGAAAUUCAUAUAUUAUGUAGUAAUUUAAAAACCCCUGAAAGAAAGCAUUGUUACUGUACAUCAACAUCAAUGUUACCAUAAAUAAACAGUGUUCAUAAGCAUCUGUUAUAAUUCAGUGUUGAAGACAUGACCUUGGUUUGUUUCUUUCUUUGCAUCUAUUUUUUUUAGCCUAUUUAGUUUAAUAAUCAAUAUGUAUCUUCUUAAUUUUAAUAAACUGACCUCCAUACUUUU
Molecule: messenger RNA, 1582 nt
Organism: Myxocyprinus asiaticus (Chinese sucker)
Lineage: Eukaryota; Metazoa; Chordata; Actinopteri; Cypriniformes; Catostomidae
Product: protein S100-A1-like
Exons: 4
Coding region: 86-463 (125 amino acids)
Molecular function (GO): calcium ion binding
Source: RefSeq, a predicted model, not a curated record